UGUCUGUCCUCUCGGGUGGAAUCUGUCAAGUCUCAAGAGAAGUCUCUGCCUGCCACACUGGUGCUGCUGGAGCCAACGUGAGCCAGCAAGUGAUGCGGAUCCCCUCGUUCCUCCCCAUCCCUGCUGCUGGUAGUGACUGGGCUGAUUGCGUGCCCUGCCAUCCUUUGGGUGACAUGCUGCUGUGGACAGCUCUGCUAUUCUUGGCUCCAGUCGCUGGGACACCUGCAGGUCUCCCGAAGGCUGUGCUGGACCUCCAGCCCCCGUGGGUCAAUGUGCUCCAGGAGGAUCCCGUGACCCUGAAGUGCCAGGGGGCCCACACCGCUGUGGCCCAUGUCACCCAGUGGUUCCAUAAUGGGAGCUCCAUCCCAACCCUGGUCCAGUCCAGUUACAGUUUUAAGGCCAGACAACAGGACAGCGGGGAGUACAGGUGCCAGACGGACCAGACCAGCCUCAGUGACCCUGUGCAUCUGGACGUGACUUCCGACUGGUUGCUGCUCCAGACCCCUCGCUGGGGGUUCCAGGAGGGGGAGCCCAUCGUGCUGAGGUGCCACAGCUGGAAGAACAGGAGUCUGUACAAGAUCACGUUCUUCCAGGACGGGAAGUCCAAGCAGUUUUCUUCUCUGAAUGCCACAUUCUUCAUCCCGGAAGCAAACCUCAGCCACAGUGGCAACUACCACUGCACGGGAAUGAUAGGGCAGAUGCUGCGCUUCUCACAGCCUGUGGCCAUCACUGUCCAAGGGUCCAGCUGGAGCGACUCCUCCGUGGUGAUGACAGUUGGGGCUGUGGUUGCCGGAACCGCUGCGGUGGCCAUCCUCGCCGCUGCCGUGGCCUGGUUCCGCCUCAGGCAAAAGCAAACUUCAGCCAAUGUCACUGAUACUGAAGAGGCUGCCAAAAUUGAGGCCGAGAAUACCAUCACCUACUCACUUCUCUUGCAUCCGGAGGAAGAGGCAGAGGCCUCCGAUUACCAGAACCACAUUUAGUCUCCGUUGUCUUGCCUGUGACCCAGGGAAGAGAAUCAGAGAGGCCAGGACGCCUGACCUGAGUUCCCCUUAGGGAGGACAAGAGGAUGCCGCAGUUCCAAAGAAGAAGAAGGAUGCUUUCAGAGUCAUCUACGUGAAUCCUGAACCUCCCUGUCCUAAAAGUCACAGACAAUGUGGUCCCAGAUGACUGACUGUCCUGGUUCCUUCUGUGUCUCUCAGCACUUCUCGCCAUUAAGACUCUUCUGCAUACAUCCACAUGGCAGAUAAAAAUUACUUUUAUUAAGAGAUCGUAGCAACAUGGGAAAUGCUUAUGUUAUAGGUUACCUAAGAAAAUUAUGUAGGUAUAUAUGAUUUCAGGAAUGUCAAAACAGACUAACAUUUGCCAACAUACUAAAAGUGAUGUUUCAGGGUGAUGGGAUUAUUGGUGAUUUUCAUCUUCUUUCUUCAUUUUUCUACAUAGACCAUAUAUUACUUUUAUAAUAAAAUACUAGAAAAAAAAGACUGUAUUGGUUGGAGUGUGGACUGACUUGU
Mirounga angustirostris (Northern elephant seal) is the source of this 1511-nucleotide messenger RNA. RefSeq names its product Fc gamma receptor IIb (gene FCGR2B). The transcript is spliced from 7 exons. Gene Ontology annotation, molecular function: transmembrane signaling receptor activity. Lineage: Eukaryota; Metazoa; Chordata; Mammalia; Carnivora; Phocidae. Gene Ontology annotation, cellular component: plasma membrane. The record is from RefSeq and is a predicted model, not a curated record. Gene Ontology annotation, biological process: regulation of immune response; cell surface receptor signaling pathway. The coding region runs from base 93 to 980 and encodes 295 amino acids.